UUAGUCCUAUUAAAGCUAGCGUGAUUGCUAGUCAGUUAUCGAAUCGCCGAAUUGUUCGAACGCGUUCAAAUGUUAUCAAGUGUUUAUUUUUUCUUGGGAACUUAUGGCCUCAGGAACAAUAUUUCCUCGUCCUUAUUUAGUCUACAGCUUCGUUAACAUUUAUCAUAGAUUUUCCUGUAAAAUAGUAUGACUUAAAUAACAAAGCUGGUUUUGAGGGGAUGCAGACUAGAGAUAACCUGUUGACUUUUUUGAAUUUUAUUUUUUAAUUUCAUUAAAUAUGUUAGACUGUGUAGUCAAGAAAGCUUUCUUUAAGUUGGAUUUACUCUUUAAAUGAAAAUGUCCAGUUGUCUCAGUUUAGAAAUGCUCGAAGUUAAAAUUUUAAGUAUUUGGAGUGGGUUAAUUAUGGUAGCUUCAAUUGUAGUUUGGUUCUUUACAAACAGCUUUGUUAUGUUCGGGUUCUUUGCAGCUUCAUUAGCUACUUCAGUCAUUGGUAUGAUCUCUGUAUUUUCAAUUGUGAUUAUGAUGUCUCCCAACCACUCUACUAGCUCAACUGAUAGUCCACAAGAAAUAAGGAAAUUCCAAGAAAAUAUAAGAGAGAUGGCAUUGACAUUACAAACUGUCAAAAAUAGUCUUUCCGAUAAUCCACUAAUAAUUAUGAACAGAAGUGUCAGUACAACAUUGCAGAAUUUAAUGGAUUUGAUUUUCAGGGAUUUGUUAGAUUCUAUUCUCAAAGACAUUACUCUUCCAACUUCAUCCAUGAAGAAUGAUGCUUGGGAAGCCUUGCAUAAAUUUUACUGCAAAAUUAGCAACAUUGAUCCAGUACAAUUAAUAACACAAGAUGUUGUUGUUCGAGUUACGCGUCAUUUGGAGAAAAUUCGCCUCGCCCAAUCGAAUCCGGAGAAUAUGCGAGAUAAAAUGAUAUCAUAUAAUCUCUCAUCUUUUCUACGGAGCCCUCAAUCGGAAUUGGAGUUGGUUCGAAAAUUGGCUGACGUUAUGAUAGUGAAUCUAUUCCCACGAUCCUACGUUGACUGUUUCCUUCUACGCCAUGCUCUUGGAGAAUUACUUGCUUGCCAAGUUUUGCAACCAGGCAUCGACAGCUUGUGUGAUCCUGAUACAAUCAACCAGCAGUUAGUCUUGCACCUUCACCGAAAGCAAAUGAUGAAGAAAGAUUACGCUUACGCAGCUAGUUACGAAGAUUUUGUUUCUCUUAUUGAAGAUUGCGAUGAUCUGGAUGAACUACGUCAAAUAAGAUACAACAUUGCAACGGAAAUCGCUCAAGCUACCACCAUUGGCUCUAUGCGACGAUCUAAAGGAACAGAGCCUGAUCAGGAAUUCUUGCUCUUGGGAUCCAACAAAAUUGACCUUUUACAAGCACGUAAUUUAAAACGCUACAUUAAACAAUUAACCUACGCGAAGCUCCAGUGCGAAAGAAGACUUCGCGUUUUGGGGGCACCGUUGAGUGACUUUUCUCGUACUUCCACAUCUAAUUCUAAUUUCAAUGAUGAAAUGGUUCCUUCUUUCAAGACCGUUAUGAGGAACAACAACCUACGUCGACAACUCGAACUUUAUCUUAUUCAGCAAGGAGAAACUCAAAUUGGUCUUCUGAAAUUUUGGUUGGGCACUCAGGAAUUACGGAGGCUUGAUCGCAAAGCAGCUCUUGCAUCCGCAGCUCACAUGUUUUAUACGUAUAUUAAUGGUAGCAGUCAAAUAAUCAAACUAGAGAAAAAUUUGGUGAAAGGUAUGGAAGGGUUUAUUACUGGAGACAAAGGACCCGAGGCAUUUUUUCAAGCACAAGAUCAAGUAUGGAAGGUGCUUGAGGAUCGUCAUUACCCGUCGUUCCUAGUUGUUCUCACUUGUCAGAUGACGGGUCGUCAGGGUUGCGAGACGGAUUCUGCAACAGAUCCGCUUAGAGAGCGCCAUUUUUCUUGGAAAGAACCAUGGAUCGCUGAUGAUGAGUCAGAGGACACAACUGGCGUUAUGGAAUGGAGCGAACAGACUCAAUUUGCUAAAAGUCGAAUGGAGCAAGUUGAUGCACGUCUCGUCAUUAAACUUCAGGCAAUGACUAGUUUACGCAGUAUCGCUCCGGAUAGCUCGUUGGUAGUUGCUUUAGAAAAAGAAGUUGAGUCUUUACAGACGGAACGCCGUGAAGUCGAGAGUUGGCUCAACCAGGCCGAAUCCUGGGCUGCUCACAUGGGGCAAUGGAAAGCGACAGUAGGGAUGCCCCCACAGAAUCCCGACGAAAAGGAGAAUGUGCGAUUUCCAAUCGAAUUACACUUGGAGGAUGAAGCAGCUAUGAUCGCCGUUGCUUCCAAUAACGGAUCGACGUCAAGAAAAAGAGUGGCUAUGUCGUGGACCGUUUGGCGCCAGGUGGCGGAAUUCUACGCGCUGAUAAGCAAACUGAGUCUUACGUGUCCCUGGUUGAAAACGUCUCAACUGCCUGCUGUCUCGGGCAAGUCACUUUUUGGCAAGCUCAACGAUCGAGCUUAUUUGGAGCGAGCUCAAGAUAAACUCCAGGGCUUCCUCGACACGGUAAUGGCUGACGACCGUCUCAACAAAAGCGAAGCUCUCUUUACUUUCCUGCACAAUACUCCUGUUUGCCUCCGCCAGGCACUCGUCGUGGACGCACCCAAAAAAUCGAACCGGUUCUCUCUCGCCACGCUAUUUAAAGGGGAUACGCCCCGAGAAAGUGAUGAUGACGCAGAGCAACAACAACAACACGAUAACAACAUGGCGACAGGCGUGGAUGAAACUGACUCGCUCUUCCAGUCAGCCUUCUCUGACGAUACUCGUGAUGGUAUUGCCGAGCCAAUUUAUCAUCUGAUUAGCGAAGUCUUUGAACUUCGUGGAGUGUUUGGGUGGCUCCGUCGUACCCUAGUCACGUUUGUUCAAAUCACUUAUGGCCGCACCAUUAAUCGGCAACUACGGGAUGUGAUUUCUAGUCUUUUUACGGAUCAAGCGGUGCUUGGUUAUGUUCAGCUGCUAGUCAAGACAUGGUGGCCAGAUGGAUCCUUACUCCCUGCACCCCUACGAAGUAUCGACGAAAAGCGAAGAACCAAACUGGAAGUUCGAGACUUGCUUGUAGCAAACAUUCCGGACGUCUUCAACCAAUUGCUAGGCCACAAGAAUGCCCGACGGGGAACCCUGAAGGUCUUGGACGCUCUUCAAGACGAGCGUCUGAACAAACAACUCUUUUACGAUAUCUUGGAAGUGAUAUUGAAAGAUGGAUUUCCCGAACUAUCUUCCCUCUAAAA
Molecule: messenger RNA, 3251 nt
Organism: Daphnia pulicaria
Lineage: Eukaryota; Metazoa; Arthropoda; Branchiopoda; Diplostraca; Daphniidae
Gene: snz
Product: sorting nexin-25-like
Exons: 16
Coding region: 331-3249 (972 amino acids)
Cellular component (GO): intracellular membrane-bounded organelle
Molecular function (GO): phosphatidylinositol binding
Source: RefSeq, a predicted model, not a curated record